CUCCGUGUCGCUGCUCCUGACACCCUCAACCCAGGCUGAGAGAUUGGGAGCAGCAUGUUCCGCCGGCUGAAACUCACUCUGUUGCUGGUGCUGUUUGAUGCUUUCGGGGGCCUGCAUGACUGGAUUGUGGCCUCCCAGGAGCUUGUGACACACGUGGGCGAUUCUGUGCUCCUGGGCUGCUUUAUCCAGAAAUCAGAAGAGAAAACUGUGUCCAAGGUGGACUGGAUGCUGUCCUCGGAACAGCACGGCAAGGAUGAGUACGUGCUAUACUAUUACUCCAACCUCUACGUGCCCGUGGGCCGCUUCCAGCAUCGAGCACAGCUGGUGGGGAGUGUCUCAGAUGGGGAUGGCUCGCUCCUACUCCAGAAUGUGCAAGAGGACGACCAGGGGAACUUCACCUGUGAGAUCCGCGUGACCAGGGAGAGCCAGGUGUGGAAGAAGACUGUGCAGCUGUGGGUCCUACCUGCCGAGCCCAGAGAGCUCACGGUGCAGGUGGGGGGCUCGACCCAGAUGGGGUGCGCCUUCCAGAGUACAGAGAAGAGCUCGGUAGCUAAGGUGAAGUGGAGUUUCUCAUCGGAAGAGCAGGCCCAGGAGGAGGUGGUGCUCCCCAGCACCCCUGGGAGACAGCCCCAGAACUGGGGUCGCUUCCAGAACCGCGUGAGCCUGGCGGGGACCACGUCCCACCCUGAGGGCACCAUCACACUGCACGGGGUGAGGGAGUCUGAUGGAGGAAGCUACACGUGCAGUGUGCACCUGGGUGGCCAGGUGCUGAAGAAGACCAGCGUACUGCGCGUGGCCAAGCCGGGACCCAGGACACUGGUGACCCUCGUCACGCAGAGGCCCGAGGCCCUGGGCGGAAACCACCUGGUGAUGCUGGUGGGGAUCAUCUGCGCCACCGUCCUCCUGCUCCCUGUGCUCCUCCUGCUUGUGGCGAAACGAUGCCAAUACCGGGACCACAGUAUAGCAGCUUCUACUAAAAGCCUGGAGAACACGAAGAAAGCUCUCGCAGAGAAGCAUGUGUAUGCGGCCAUUGUCACCCCGCAGGUGGUCAGGGAGGAAGAAACCAGCGGGAAAUCGGAGUACAUGACCAUGCGCCCAGUCUGGCCUUCUCACAGCCUUGCUGAGGGCCUUCCCAGAGACAAGUUGGUGCACUGAGGAGACACGGGCGACGUUGGCCUGGACAGAGCUGCCGCACCUCUUACCCUGUCCUGCCAUGGCUGGCGCCACAGUGCUCUGCUCUGUGGAGGGCCCCGAAGCCAGGAGAAGCUCAAGGUCUGGAAGAACAGACCCCGCAGCGGGCCACUCAGGAAGGGAUUGCUGGCUUGAAGCAGG
Molecule: messenger RNA, 1332 nt
Organism: Sorex fumeus (smoky shrew)
Lineage: Eukaryota; Metazoa; Chordata; Mammalia; Eulipotyphla; Soricidae
Gene: JAML
Product: junction adhesion molecule like
Exons: 10
Coding region: 55-1155 (366 amino acids)
Biological process (GO): neutrophil chemotaxis; heterophilic cell-cell adhesion; neutrophil extravasation
Cellular component (GO): membrane
Molecular function (GO): cell adhesion molecule binding
Source: RefSeq, a predicted model, not a curated record